GAGCUACAAAAGUGUUUUCGGAGUCGCGUUCGUUGCCAGAGUCAUUUGAUUUUCACUUUUAACUGUUUGGAAGCGCGCGCGCGUUUGUUUAACCGUUACCAUUAGCCGUGCACGUUACGGUUUCCCUGCGAGAGUGUGCGUGUCGGCUGUAACUUACGACGGAUUAAUGCUAACAUCGCGCUGCAAUAAAGUGAAAGGGGCAACGGCAACUAAAGUAAACCAAAACCAUGACAAGCAACAAUUAGGCCGCUUAACGCUUUCGCAUUCGAGCGCCUCGAAACUCAUUGAAACAUUGAAGCAUCAAAGAACUAAGUAGAACUAGAACUAGCUUGUCAUCGCCUCGCACCACUGACCGGCUCCAGUUGCAAGCCAAGGCCGGCUGGCCAAAAAAAAAGAAAAAAACCCCAACCAAACGGCGGCUUUAACGCUUAUUUUCUUUUCGUUCAAACCACCAACAACAAAAUCGCAAUAAUGAAUUAUCAGAAGGCCAGUGAAACGCAUUCACCGUCCUCGUUCAAGAAGCCGAAACGGCCGACGGGCAACGGGAACGGGAACAGCAUACAAAACUUUUGGAACGAACGCAUCAUGGAGCGCUUUAUAAAGGCGAAUCUAUUCAUUAUUUGCUGUGUGGCGGCGGGCCUCUUGCUGAUAGUGUAUUUGGGCGCUUUCUCGUGUGAGGUCUCUUGGUUGCUUGAGGCGCAUGGAGAGCUGCCCAUUGCUGCCUAUACGCUGUGCACUCUCUACUUUGUGAUGUUUGUGGCCAGCACCAUCUUAAUCCAUGGCCUGGUCAGUGGUCUGUGCUGGCCACUGUUUGCCUGGUCGGCUGUUAUAGGACUGCUGUCCAUACCAGAACUGGUGCUAGUAAUGCUCAUGACCACCCAGCACUGGGGUUUGCAAUCGGUACAUGGAUUGACGGAGCUGACAUCCUACUUGAUUCGACUGAUUAUUAACUGCCUGGCGUUGAUCUGUGUCAUACCCACGGGCAUCAAGUGGCGUCGCGAGAGGCAGGUGCUUAAUCAACUGCAGGGAUUGGCCACACGACUUUCGUUGCAAACUCCUGCACCCAGUGUGCCCAUGACGAAAGCAGAUUCUCGUCGCUCCAGCCAGCGGCUAAAUGGCUUCGAGAAUGCCGGCUAUCAGUUGUGCGACGAGACAAAGAUGCCCCUGGGCAAUGGACUCAAUAAUGCGGGCGGCCAGUUGUUUGGCUCACAGAAUGAGUUCAAUGCCAGCAUGUUUGCUCCGGCACUGGCGCAACAGUUUAGCUCAGUUGCUCCGGGCCAGCGAUCGAGUGGUCAUCGCGCCCAGUCACUGAUGGAUCUGCGCUGCACGCUGCCGGGCAUGUAUAAUCCAAGGCAUGUGUUGGACACGGAGGACAAGAAUGCCAAGUAUUUUAACAUCACCAUUGAUGAUCUGAAGAACAAUCUGCAGGAUUCGCAUAGGCCGUCGCCGCCAUCGCUAAUAGGCAGCACUAGCAACGAUCCGAUCUACUGUUCCAUUGAGCCCAAGCAGCUAACUCCACCACCCGCCCAGCUGCGUCACCAUCAGCAGCAGCAACAGCAGCAGCUGCAACGUGGACACAAGCACGGGCCGCCGCAGAAGCUCUCGCGCAACUGCAUAUCACUGGAGAAUCUGGAUGGAGUCAAUAAGGUGCAGAAUGACCUGGCUGCCUAUGGCAACAAUCUGCUGCAGAAUUAUACGCAACAGCAGCAAUACUAUCUCGCCAUGCUCCUCAACAACCCCCUCCAGCAUCAGCAGGCGGCUGCUGUUGCGAAUCUCUAUCGUCGUCCCUCCGCCUGCAGUUCCCAGGGUAGCUGCACGGUGCUGGCGCAACCGCUGCAGCGACGUGGCUCCCAACAGCAGAUGCAGUACUACGGCGGAUUUGGAUACGCCAACUAUGCCAAUCCUUACAUCACAGCCAACAGUAAGUUGUCGCUGGGCAAUGAGUCCGAUGACUAUCGCAAGUACCGCGACGUGGCACUGUAGAGCGGAUCAUUCGCACCGACUUUAGAUUAAGCGCCCAGUCAUAACUCUAUAUAUAGUGCAUAUAUAUGUAUAUGCAUUCACAUACUCAUUAGCUGUAGAACGCUCGACUACCACAUUGACAUUCCUCGGAAUAACGACCAAAGAGCCACAAAACUAACUCAGUUUCAGUUCGUAAAGUUACAAAUUGAGGAAGCCGCACAGCUUGUAGAUUAGCUUUAGUUAUAGAUGUUAAAAAUUCUAGAUAUCGCCUACGAACUUCCCUUUCACAACGACAACGAUUUAGUUUACGAUUCCAAUUAACAUUAUCUUCUGAGGAAACACUUUGUAAUACCAGAAUAUAUUAUUAUUUAAUUAUAUUAUGUAAUUAAAACUUGUACUCAUUGAAUAAUUAAGUAAUUACUGCCCGAAAUUUAUAAUUACUGCCUGAAAUUUCGAAUUACUUAAUGGUCAGAUAACAAAAUUACUGAACUGUAAAGUAAUCAUUUCCUUACACAAUUAAUUUCAG
Messenger RNA from Drosophila grimshawi, 2488 nucleotides. RefSeq lists its product as uncharacterized. Lineage: Eukaryota; Metazoa; Arthropoda; Insecta; Diptera; Drosophilidae. Bases 472 to 1983 code for a protein of 503 amino acids. The transcript has 5 exons. The record is from RefSeq and is a predicted model, not a curated record.